AUGGAGACAUCUCUUGAGUUAAUGGUGCACCACCAAGGCACCGCGCAUACCUUCCACCUCCCACCAACCGCCACACUCGAAGACCUCAGCUCCGAAAUCGAAGCAGACCUCAAUAUCCCAAUAUCAAACCAGAAGCUCCUCAUCGCACCAAAGCCAGGCAUGAAAAAGGCCCCAUUUCCACCAACGCAACUCAGCGAGCUGCUGCCUCUAUCUUCCCCGAAGUUCAAAAUCACCCUCCUCGGCACCCCAGCAAAAGACAUCGCCGAGCUCCACCAACAAGCCGCAGACGUAAAAAAACGACAAGAAGCUCGUCGCGAAGCCUUCGCCGCUAGCAAAAGGAAUAGAGUCACCCCCGCGCCUUCUAGAGGUGGCGUUCACACCCUCUCGUCCUCGAGUAACAACUAUACUUUCCAUCGCUGCCUUCCUCUCUCCUACCUCCCGAACCCAGACCGGUCUCUGCAGUUCCUCGAGCGACUCCGUGAUGACCCAGGUAUUCGCGCUGCAAUGGCUAAGCAUCAGUUCUCUGUGCCGCUUCUUACGGAAAUGAAUCCUGCAGAGCACACGACUAGUGAGUCGCGGACUCUGGGUCUAAAUAGGAAUAAGGGCGAGGUUAUUGAGUUGCGACUGCGUACGGAUGCGUACGAUGGGUAUCGCGAUUAUAGAACUAUAAGGAAGACACUAUGCCACGAGCUGGCGCAUUGUGUGUUUGGACCUCACGAUCGGGAUUUCUGGGAUCUGACGUCGCAGAUUGAGAAAGAGGUCGAGAAAGCGGAUUGGAAGUCUGGUGGGAAUCGAUUGACUCAGGAUGAGUUUUAUAACCCUGGGGAUUGGGAAAGGAUGCAAGAAGACGAGGAAUACGUUGAUGAGUGUGGGUGGACUGGAGGCGAGUUUGUGCUUGGGGGCUCGAAAGCUGAGUCUGGUGCUUCGGGAUCCAGGCUCGGGGCAGCGACGGGAACUGAGUCCAGAAGGGAGGCUAUGGCUCGUGCGGCGGAAGAAAGAAUGAAGAAGGGGAAGGGGAAGCAGGAUGAUUCAAGAUGA
Molecule: messenger RNA, 1038 nt
Organism: Penicillium angulare
Lineage: Eukaryota; Fungi; Ascomycota; Eurotiomycetes; Eurotiales; Aspergillaceae
Product: putative zinc metalloproteinase
Exons: 1
Coding region: 1-1038 (345 amino acids)
Molecular function (GO): proteasome binding
Source: RefSeq, a predicted model, not a curated record